AUGAAAGUAUUGAUAAUAGUAAUUUUGAUAAUUGUAGUUAGUAGUAUUGAUGUAUGUGUGCAAUAGACAACAUACGAUGGAUGUAUAAAUUUGACAGAUUAGUAAUGCGAAUGGAAGGGGUAGUAUUGUUAGAAAUCAAACAAUUAUUUGAUGGGAUGUGAUCCUAAUUUGAGUUAGAGACUUUGUGUGAAGUAAUUUGGGAAUAUGGAUGGAACAACAUCUGAAUGCAUAUUCGAUACGUUUUGCCACACUAUUUAUGAUAAGCACCUAACGAGAUGCAGCAGCAAAUUAUCAAAAUCAGGUUGCUUAGCAAUUACUAAUCCUGAUGAACUUUGUAAAUGGGAGAAUGGUCAAUGCUAGAACUUGAGUGUUGGGGAGAUCAACAAUAUUAAUCAGAUAUUUUAGGAUUUGGAAUUGAGUGCUUCAGUAUGCAGUCGAAUUUCAGGAUAUUUAAUUAUCCACAGUACUCUCCUUUGGGAUUUGUUGUCAUAUAAGCCUGAUCUCUUUACAGAAGCACAGAACUUGGUCAAAGUGGAGGCUGGGAUAACAGUGGACACGACUAAAACAUACGAUGAUGACAAGUUGGGAGACAAUUAUGUCGACAACAACGGGGAUUACAAAUGGUAUACAUUGCCAACCUAAUUGAGCAUUGCAAAUCGUAUAAGAUAUUGAUAAUAUUAGUGAAAAUAAAUGAUUAUUCAAGAUACGGGUGUAUAGCCUAGGAGAUUUUAAACGAGAGUAGAUUCCUUACUCUAAUAAGUCUGAGCGGUAUAAUCAGAGGAGUCAAUCACAUUUAUUGUAAUUACUUAAGCAAACACCCUACGAAUCCGGUGAAGACAGCGUUUACGAAUUACGAAUGUUAGCCAAUAACAGAGAGUCAAUUACAAGAUUAAUAAUACAUAGAUCAGAACUAAAUAGUAUGUCCGAGUAUGAGUGGUUUGGUAUGUUAAAGGUAUUUGAACAUGAAACAGAAAUGCCAGAUCAAUUAUUCUAAAGAAUACGAAUGUUUCAACAUAGCAGCCAUUUAAGUGUAAUAGUAGUGCGAUACGAAGACAGGUUUGGCAACGCAUUUUGAUUGUGCUUAGGUGAAAGGGACUGCUUGCUAUUUGGAUUAUUCAACCUCAAAGGCGGAAUGUAGUUAGGCUUGUGUCUAAUAUAAGUCAUAAGUGAACUGCCAAAAUGAUACGCGAUGUGUUUGGUUGGGGAGCAAUCUCUUUGACAUCACAGAGUCAUCAGAUUCUGUAUUCAUAGUUUGUGCUCCUACAAGUAAAUGUGACUAGUUGGGUUUAAAUUAGGAUUAUUGUCAAUAAAUGGCUACACCUUGUUAUUGGGAUGCCAAUAUGGGAAAGUGUAAGACAAUCACAACAAUCGAGUAAAUGAAAUGUGAAAAUUGCAAUACAAUAUUUUGUUGUACUUCCAUUCUAAUGUUUGAUCAAUUCUGCAUCUGGUAUUAAAAUAGUUGUUUGAAUGUUAAAGAUCAAAAGUUAUAUUCGCAUUAUUUGUCAUUUCCAGAAACCACUCUCAUGAACUAUAAUUUGUGUAUUUCACAAUCAGGAAAGCACUUCUAUUACAACAUAGCUAAAUAAACAUGUGAAAGUUCAAAGGUUAAUUUAUAUUCACCUUGUGUUGAUUUUGAGGACAAGAAUUAUGAUGUGGAUGAUUUUGAAUGCAAUAAUGGAGUGAAUAACAGAAUCAAUAAAGAAUAUUGUCUGAAUCUAAUUAACUCCAACACCAGAUGGGAUUACUUCAAAUCGAAAUGUUUGCAUGUGACCAAUAUUAGCAAAUCUUGUGAUCUUAUGAAGUUGGUCAAUCCAAACCUAUGUAAAGGAGCUCUAGUUGCAGCUAACAAAUAAUGUCUCUAUGAUUCCUAGAGUUCUAGUUGCUACUCCAAGGACGCUUCUGUUUUACAUUGCGAUACCAAGGGCAUCAAUUAAGACUAAUGUUUGAGUAUAACAAACGAAUAUUGUGCAUGGGUCGACAAUUAAUGUGGGUAUUUGCAACCAUCCAAAAUUAAUUACUAUAAUUGCUACGAAUUGCAAAAUGUCAGUCCAAGUGUCUGCAGAUUGUCUGUUAAUUAAUCCCUUCAAUGUAAGUAUGACUCAGACUCCCAGAGCUGUUUUGUUGUCUAUCUUAACAUCACUGAUUGUGAUCAAUAUGCCAAUAGGUAUGCUUGUAGAAUGUCCUCAUCUCUGUGCUAUUUCAACAAUGUGAGCAAUCAAUGCUAAGAUUCAACUCCUUUCUUGGAUCGAAUGAAUUGCAAUACUGAAUUCAUAAGUCAAUCAACAUGUUUAGGAAUCACAAAGCCUGGACAAUAUUGUUUUUGGGGAUCAAUCAAUAGUGAUGCAACUGUCAAAUGCAGGAAUCAUGAAUAAGGCUUUUACUCCAAUUGUAAUUCCUUUGAGGGCUCUUCUAAUGUAAACAUUUGUGUUAACCUAACCACCAACAUAGCACUCAAUCUGUCUGAUCAAUAAUAUUGUGAAGUUGUCAAUUCAGUAUGCACAAGUCUGGUAACUGAUAUUACUGAUGCUGAUUGUGGAUACACAAGGCAAAUGAAUGUCUAUCGUUGUAUGGGAUACACCACUCAAUAGUGUUAUUUCUAGUACCAAAAAUGUACAACUUUAAAUGGACCUCAAGAAUACAAAGACCUACUCUUAAAUUAGCUCUUAUGUUAAAAUAGCAAUAUGCAUAUUUGUAAUAAAAUAACGACACCAGGUUAGGUAUGUUAUAAAUAAAAUACACAUAAAUGCAUUUCAAUGUAUCUAUCCUUUGGGGAUACUUGUACCAAUUUGGGUGCAUAUGAUAUGAGUAUAUACAACCCGUAAUUGUGUAUACGCAGUACAGAUGCAUGUUAUUUUAAUAAGUAAGCUAACAAAUGUAAGGCUCCAUAAGCAAAUGAAGUUUUUGAUUGCGAUUAAAUUGGAGCAUCACAAAUAUUGUGUUUAUUGCACACCAGAGGACCUUGUGUAUUUAUAAACAAUAUGUGUUCUAAAUUAACUGAUUUAUCUAUUUCUUGCGAUUAUAGAAAUAAGAUGGGUUGUACCUACGGAGCAUUGAAUUGUAUAUGGGAUCAAAACAACAAUUAGUGUAAAUUAUCAACAGAAUUAUGUCCAUAAGCUUAUGACAAUGUAAAGUCAUGGAGAAUUUGUGGAAUAAGUAGUGGUGUUUGUUUUGCAGGUCGUCAAGGUUGUUCAAGUGACUAAGCAACAGUACCUUGUUGGUUAUCCUUGAGAUAUGAUUUGUGUAUGUCCCAACCCGGUUAUUGUUAAUGGGUAGAUGAUAGAUGCACAGAUAAAGAAUAUGAUUGUGAGGAUUCCAAGACAGUUCAGGAAUGCAUUUACCAUAAAUCUAAGGCUUGUGUUUACGAUAAUGGUAAAUGCUUUGAAAUUAAUAAUUUCUAAGUUCAUGAUUGCAAUGAUUUUUAAUACACUACAUUAAAUUUCUGUUGGAAUUAUUAUCCACUAUGUGUUUACAAGGAUGACACUUGUCAAAUGAUUAAUUACAAUGCCAAAAGCGAUAUGAAAGAUGAAGAUUUCUCCCAAUAUCAAUGUUCUAGUUUAACGCAAACCCAAUAUGGAUGUGCGUUGUAAAGAGCCAUGCCAUGUCAAUUCAAAGAUCAAAUCUGGUAUCAAACGUGUUCAGAAGUUCAAUCUUGGGAAUUGGACACUUGCGAUUUCUUCGAUUAAGUUCAAGUUAGGUCGUUCUUGGCUUGUGAGAGUAUUUAGAAUUGUGGAUUCAAAAUGACAGCCAAAGGGGAAAUGUUCUGUCACACAAUUCCAUUAUAAUGUGAAACACUAACUCCAUUUUGCGUUAAGGAUAUUCCAGGUAUCAAAUGUUAUCUUGAUAAUGAUAUUUGCUUAACAUACACGGGAGAUUUGACAUGUUCAGCAGUAGCUUCGUAUUAAGUCAAUCGUCAAUUGUGUUUAUCUAUUAUGCAAAAUGAAUUAAACACUGAGGAAUGUUAUUAUCAAGAAUCCACUAAUAAAUGUAAGUUAAGGAACACAAUUGAGAUCACAGGUUGUACCUAAUAUACUGGGUUAUAUCAGUGUACAUUUGUGGAGGAGAGUUGUUUGAUUGUUUUAGAUUCAAGUGGGAUAUUCUAGUCAUGUAAUGAAUCACAAAAUGACACCUAUGAUAUCAAUUUGAAUUAUUUCGGUUGCAUAUCCUUAACAGGUGAUUUAUAUUACUUUGAUUUGAAUUCGCAAACUUGUUUGAUCUAUCACGAAUCCAAAUAUAACAGCAUUUACAUUUGUCAUCAAUUAAAUCAAAAGUCUUGUCUUGAAAUUAUCAAUGACUUAAAAUGUGUGUGGGUGAAUGAAAAAUGUUAGGAAUACAAGUAAUCUUAUGAAAUAGUAGAUUGUGAAUUUAAGAAUAGGUUGGCUUGUCUAAAUUCAAUUAAAUCCUCUUGUAUUUGGAUAGGUGACAAUUCAGAAUGUGAUAUUAGUGAUAAUGUUGGGGAUCAAUGUACCGAUGGAACCUAUUCAAAAUGUGAAUAUAGUGAAAAUUAUUGCAAAUCUUAAUCUAAGUUAUGGAAUGGUGUGACAUGUUUUGAGUAUUCAACCGAUUUACCCUUUUCACUCUUAAGAUGCAACAACUUAGGGUUAUCAAGGAGUCUCUGUCUUGAAAACACAGCAGAAUUAACGUGUUUUUGGGAUGGUUUAACCUGUUAAGAGGCCAAUUUAAAAACAAUCAAUUGCACAGACGAUGUCUCAUAUUACACAUGCGAAUAAAUAUUAACAUAUCAGUAGAUUUGUAUAUGGGAUAGUGGUACUUGUGUAAAUAAGUUCAACUCUUAAGAUUGUAGUGAUUACAUUACUUUGAAUUAUUGUAAAUAGGCCUUGGUGCCAUGUUCAUUCAAUUUGGGUACCAAUAAGUGUGAUUCAUUAACUGAGGUGGACUAAUCUUGUUCAGAUACAUUGAGUUAUUCGGCAUGUCAGAAGGUAAUCAAUUAGUACUGUUCUUGGAUUAACAAUACAUGUCAGAAAUGGUAUAGAAGUAAAUACUCUUGUGAGAACUUGGUGAAUGAAUGGGGUUGUUUAAACACAUCCAUGUUUUGUAAAUGGAAUGGCAGAUGCGAGAACAUAGGCAAAGACUUUCAACCAGUCUCUUGCCAAGAUAUUCCAACUGGAGUAAGAAAUCAUUAUAUCCUUCUUAGUUUAACAAAGUCUCUUGUUCCAAAUAUUCAAUGCAGCCUUGUAAAUAUGACGAUAUCACUUAAAAGUGCAAUGUCAAAUUAACCAGUGAAUAUACCAACUCUAUGGAGACUGAUUAGAGUAACUUUGUUUAAAUAAGAUUAAUCAAGGAAUGUAACUUCUUUUCACUAAAAGAGGAUUGCAUUGGCAGUCGAAUUGGCUAUUGUUCAUGGUAAAAUAACUUGUGCAUUGAUUGUUCAACAAGUAGUCAAUGUAAUACUAAUGCUUGCAUUGAUAAUAGCAUUAAAUAAUGCUUAGCAAUUUCUAAUGUAUCAUGUGCAUGGAGAAAUGACUAAUGUGUUGAUUGGUAAUCAGAUUAGAAUGUUAGCUAAACUUAAUUAUCCUUAGUCACAGAGAUUUGUUGUACAACUUUGAAUAUGGCUAUUAAAUAUGACCAAUAACUCUCAUCUUGUGUACCUUUGGAUCUUUCAUUAGACAAUUGUAACUCCAGAGGGUUAUCAAAAUAUGUAUGCAUGAUAAUGAUUUCAUUAGGCCUGUCUUAAAUUAACCAGUGCUGCCUGCAUCUACUAAAAUAAUCGAUGCUCUGUUUAUGAACUAUUGAUCAAAUCUAAUUGUUCUGAUUAUAAAGAUGUAACUCAAUCAGUAUGUCAAUUGAUACCUCAUCUAAGUUGUAAGUACGAUUCCAAAACCAAUGCUUGCAAAGACAUCAACGCCAGCUCAGACACUUGUGCUACUAUUGGGUUGUCGUUGAUUGGCUGUACAAAUAUUAAAACAGAAGCAUGUUAUUGGAAUAGUACUUCAAAGAGCUGUCAAAGCUUUGUGGUUUAGAAAGGUAUUAAUCAAUGUGACAAUUCCACAUAAGUGAAUAGUCUAAGUUGCUCAUAAUUAAAUUAUCAUAAUAAUGUCUGCUCUUAUAAUGUCGAAAAUAGAACCUGUUAAGAGAGGGUCAACAAAUAUUUUAAUUGUUCAUAUCCUGGAUUGAAUAAAAUGGCAUGUGUUUCUCUGGUUUUAGAGUCAUGUCAAUAUGUGGAUAACAAAUGUCAAAGAGUAACUAAUCUUAAGAAAAGUUGUUUGGAAUUAUCAGAUGUUAACGAAAUGGCUUGUAAGAUGAACACCUUAGAUAGUUGUGCCUAUGAUCCAAUUUCUAAUAAUUGUUAUUUUACAUUGUAAUCAUUGCCUUGUAGUUAUUAUGGCUUAAAUUACAAUAAUUGCAUCCAUUAAACAAAUUGCAAAUGGUCCUAUGAUGUCACUUAAUGCAUUUGUUCUGCUCAACAGCCUAAAACACAAUGUCAAUUGAGUGAAACCAAUUGCAAGUCCAACUCAAAUUGUGUUUAUGAUUACGAUAUCUACACUUGUAGACUAAAGAAUUGUAAUGAUCUGACCGAUUGUUCUGGAUCUAUUAAUGGUAAGAUGUGUUAUAAGGAUGCUUAAUCAUAAUGUUUAAAUGCUUCAACUUGUGAAGACAUAGUUAACUUAAAUAAUCAAUAGAAUUGCAAUGAUUUUGUAUUUAAUUCAUCUAACUGUAUCUAAAUUCUGAAUCAUUGUAUAAGUGCAUCAAACCUAAAGGAACUAUGUCCCAAUAGUGAUUGUUCAAAUACUGCUUGCAAAUACGACAAUUUUCAAUGUCGUCCUUUAGAAUGUGUAGAUAGAAAUGAAGAAGAUUGCUUCAAUUUCUCUAAUUGCAUAUAUUUGGAUGGUAAAUGUCAAGAGAUCUCAGCUUGUUCAACAAUAACUGAUUCUUCCACUUGUGUUUAGACUACCAUAAACUAAUUCAAAUGCUCACAGGAAAUGUACGGAGUCUAUGAGAACACCUAUCAUUGCACAAAUACCUAUUGUCAUUUAUACAAUGCAUCCCCAACUUUGUGUAAUGGUAAUGAAAUAAAUAAUUAUUCCUGCAUCAUGGAUUAAUUUUUAUAAUGCAGAGUUUGUGAAUCAAUUAAAGAUGAAUGUACUUGUCGAAAUAGCAAUGGAGCUUGCUAUUAUUCAAAUGGAAAAUGUAAUUCAAUAUUAUGUGAAUAAUUCUUAACAGAAACUACAUGCACCGAGAGUAAUAAAUGUUAUUGGAGCUCAUAGGAUAAGGCUUGUAGGAAAUUUUGUAAACAGCUCAUUUUGUAAUAAGAUUGUGAAGCAUUAGAUUAUGAAUGUCAUUGGAAUUCGUAUCAAUAUAAAUGCGAAUAAGGUGUUGCUGUAGUACCUGAUUUGAGUGUGAAAAUUAAUGUUCAAGAUAUUCAAGGAGAGUUAAUUUCUUACCUUAUGUUGAUAUUGAUAUUAAUAAUUUGA
Paramecium octaurelia is the source of this 7430-nucleotide messenger RNA. Lineage: Eukaryota; Ciliophora; Oligohymenophorea; Peniculida; Parameciidae. The record is from the annotation of a GenBank genome assembly.